Molecule: messenger RNA, 2609 nt
Organism: Lineus longissimus
Lineage: Eukaryota; Metazoa; Nemertea; Pilidiophora; Heteronemertea; Lineidae
Product: probable splicing factor, arginine/serine-rich 5
Exons: 5
Coding region: 1-654 (217 amino acids)
Biological process (GO): mRNA splicing, via spliceosome
Cellular component (GO): nuclear speck
Molecular function (GO): RNA binding
Source: RefSeq, a predicted model, not a curated record
AUGUCGCGACGACACGGAUGUGGCCUUUUCAUCGGACGAUUGUCCAAAACUACCCGAACAAGAGACUUAGAGGACGUUUUUGAACCAUAUGGAAGAGUGAACCGAUGUGACAUUAAGUAUGGUGCCGAGAUGGCGUACGCGUUUGUGGACUACGAUGACCCGAGGGAUGCAGAGGAUGCGGUGAGGUAUGAGAAUGGGCGGGACUUGUGUGGCUCAGCGAUCAUCGUGGAGUGGGCCAAGGGCAGCCCACGGAGGUCCAUGGCUGGGUCAUCACGCCGUCGAAGCUACAGAUCACCACCUCGAAGGCGCAGGAGGAGUCGGUCUCGUUCCCGUGGACACAGGAGGCGUCGUAGUCGCUCUAGGUCCAGGUCAAGGUCGCGUUCACGUAGCAGGUCCCACAGGAAGAGAUCGUCAAAGAAAUCGAGCCGUAGGUCACAUUCAAGGUCAAAAUCAAGGUCAAGAUCACCUGCUAAAUUGAAAUCGAGGUCAAGGUCAAAGUCUAAAUCUAUAGAGCGUCGUUCCAAGUCGAAAUCUGUCGAACGCGAUGCUAAGUCGAGAUCGAAAAGUCGUGAGCCGUCUCCCGCGGGGGCAGCGAAUGGCAUGUCUCGUAGCAAGAGUCGGUCUCGCUCGAGGAGUAAAUCCAAGGAGAGUUAGGAUUUAGUGAUCUGUUUCCUGUGAACGCACAUUUUUGGAUUGGUGGAUUUUCUUGGUCAGAAGUUCUAGUUUGAAAGUCAAUGUUCUUCAAAUUUUCCGUGAUGUCUCUUUCGACUCAACUUUUGCAUGCUUUGAAUAAGUGCAUUCCUAGGCAACAUCUGGAUAACAUCACCAACAUCAACAAUCAGCAAAGACGAUGAAGACUUUUCCUGGUGAAGUCUUGUCGAAUACAGAUGAAAAUUUGAGGUACAUCGAUUUUCAAACUAUUCACCUGUGAGAUCUUAUGUGAAAUGAUCCUCACCACAAGAUGUUGUCUGAAAAACCGAAGAUAAUAAUGUAAGUUUUGUUGUAAUCAUCAGACUUUAUAUGACAAAUGUUGUUUCUCUUGCAUGCCAUAAUGGCUAAUGGUUGUACAGGCAUGUACACUCGCUGGUGAAAUAUGACAACAUUUCCCAUUAUUUUGUUGUGGUUGUUGUGAUGUACAUGUGAUGCAUUGUAGGUCACAGUUAGUACAAGGAUGAUGCUGCGCUCUGUUUGAAAAAUGCCUCAUCUUGCGUAUUGCGUCAUUCAAGUGAUCUAGAGAGUAGAGCAUUGGCAGGUUGAAAUCCUCGUCUCGACAAGUCAGUGAGUGUUUUGGAACCAUUGAGGAAAUGUCAUUCAUCACAUCGGAAAUAUAUCUGUUUCACCUUUCAUUGUUUUUUUGUAUAUUUUUCAAAAUUUAUCAUGCAUUUGUAUCAUCUUUCAUUUUCAUUCCUGUAUCGUUGCUUAAUUGAUAAUGAAUAUCCAACAUCCAGUUAACUUUGUGGAUCAAGUGACAUCUGUGAAUAUUGUCUUUAUACAUGGAAAACGUAAUGACUUUAUACAUGUAAAACGUAAUGACUUUAUACAUGUAAAACGUAAUGGCUUUAUACAUGUAAAACGUAAUGGCUUUAUACAUGUAAAACGUAAUGGCUUUAAAACAGUAAAGUGGUUCCAUCUGUCCAUGUGUAAAAGCUGACUGGUCAAAUAUCUACCCUACUAAGUAGUUUAUCUUCGCACAGCCCUGUUUUAGAUGAGACCCUUGUUGAUGGAGUCGUGUUCCAACAUUGUUUUCUGUACUGAUUGUGGAUUGUACCCAAUGAUGCCUGCAGAGAAAGCCCUCCCUAUCAUUAUCAGUUGUGCACUGGGGUGAUGGCUAGACUCGGGAGGGUUUAUUUUACCAGUAAGCUUUGAUAAGCAAUAUUGUAUGAGAAUGUUGGUCUCCUUAAUAAGUUUGAAAGUAUCCUUUCCAAUUUAUAAAUGACUAGUUGGUUUGCGCACGUGAUCUCAAUAACUUAGACCAAUCAACAGUGUGAUUUUCAUAUAGAUGGUAGAGAUUCAUAUUGCUCUUGUACAAGUGGAUUUAAAAUGUUUGCAUGUUUUAGAUUUUAUGGUCAUUGAUGAUUGAUUGGACAGAAGUCUAUGUCAGUAUGAGCCCUCCAAUAGUGUCAUGUUAGUUUAGCUAAUUGGUCUGAGUGUUUCCAUUAGAGUUAGAGUUGUAAUUAUUCCUGACGAGCUUGAGGUUACUUUCUGAUUCCCCAUUUCUAGUUCCCAAUUUUCAUCUAAAGUACCUAUUCCCGAUUCUUGAUUCUCCGUGUAAGGGCUUAAUCUGCUUCUAAACUCAUCCAAGGAUCCAUCCGAAUUGGCAAUAAGUAAUUGAGAAUCGGAAAUAAGGAGACUCAAGAAUAGGGAAUAGGGAACAAGUAGCCUACUAAAGGUAGGUUUGUCAUUGCCUCACUAGCACUGGGUCGUAGAACCUAUGACGAUCGUCGUAGAUUCUUUGACAGGCCAUGAUCAUAUCCGUCAUUACAGAUUCUGUGACGGACACCUUUGUUUUUAGAGAAGCCAUGUUAUAAUAGACAAGUUUGACACUUUUACCCAAGCAUUAUUUGUAACAUCUUCUUUGCAUUUUAAGUUGUAAAAUAUAGCAUUAAUGU